UUGAGAGAAGUGAGCAGAGAUAGCUAAGAGUUUGGCAAUGGCUUUAGUGGCAUUGUUUAAUCAAUUGGUGCAAGAACUACAAAGGAGUACUACACUCUUAAAUCUUUUCCUGGUUUCUCUUCUCUUGCUGUCUAUUUUUGUUGUGUUUUCACUUUCUAAAUCAGGUGAGACGCUCAAUUUGCCGCCAUCCCCGGCAAGGUUACCAGUGAUUGGAAACCUUCACCAGCUAGGAAAACUCCCGCACCGCUCUCUUCAAGCUCUUUCAAAGACGUAUGGCCCUCUAAUGCUGCUGCGCUUGGGCCAAGUUCCAACACUAGUAGUUUCAUCUGCGGAGAUGACCAAGCAAAUCGUGCAGAACCAUGAUGAGGUUUUCUCCGGGAGGCCAGAAACGACUGCAGCAAACAUAUUACUUUAUGGCUGCCAAGACAUAGCUUUUGCUCCUUAUGGGGAAUUCUGGAAGCAACUUCGGAAAAUUUCUGUUGUUGAACUUCUAAGCCUUAAAAGAGUGCAACAAUUUCAGUAUGCAAGGGAAGAAGAAGUUUCGGAAUUGAUCAACAGGAUUCGCAAAACAUGUCUCUGUGAGUCUCCUACUAAUCUAAGUGAAAUGCUGAUUACAACCGCCAGCAACAUCAUGUCUAGGUGUAUUCUUGGAGAGAAGUUCGUAGAAGAUGGUGAUUGGUAUGGAAAGACAUCAAGAAGGUUCAUGGUGGAACUAAUGUCAUUCUGUUUCGGAGAUUUCUUCCCUUCUUUGAAAUGGAUUGACACUCUUUCAGGCUUCAUUGCACGGUUGAAAGCAAUUUUUGCUGAAUUAGAUGGAUUUUUUGAUCAGUUGAUUGAAGAACAUAAGAAAGAAGGUGAGCCUGAUAAGAAGGAUUUUUUGGACAUUCUCCUGCAACGUCAAAACAAAGCCACCGUCGAGUUUGAGCUUACUCGAGAUAACCUGAAAGCAAUCCUACAGGAUAUGUUCGUUGCAGGAACUGUUACGACAUCAACAACAAUGGAGUGGUUGAUGACAGAGCUGGCUAGAAAUCCAAGCACGAUGGAGAAAGUCCAAAAGGAGAUAAGAAGUGUGGUGGGGAACAAGGGAAGGGUAGAUGAGAAUGACAUAACUCAAAUGGACUACUUGAAAUGUGUCAUCAAAGAAACUCUGAGACUACAUCCUGUAGCACCUCUUUUAGUUCCUCGAGAAACAAGCGAGGCAGUAGAGUUGGGAGGUUACCAUAUCCCUGCCAAAACAACAGUAUUUGUCAAUGCAUUUGCAAUCCAAAGGGACCCUAAGUUCUGGGAAAGGCCGGAUGAGUUUCUCCCAGAUAGAUUUGAGGGCAACUCAGUCGACUUCAAAGGCGAGGACUUCCAAUUUGUCCCAUUUGGAGGUGGUAGAAGAAGAUGCCCGGGGCAGGCCUUUGCGGUUGCUUCACUUGAAUGUGUUCUUGCCAACCUUCUAUAUUGGUUUGAUUGGAAGUUGCCGAGUGGUAAUGCAUUGGUUGAGGCCUUAGACGUGAGUGAAGUUUAUGGAAUCACGGUGUGUAAGAAAGCUCCUCUUUAUCUUCUCCCGGUACCAUACUCCCCUUGAUCCCUCCAUCCAGAAGUUCCAUGUUGUUAAACUUCAUAUGUGCUCUUAGUCAAGUUCUUUCUUGUUUUUGCAUGUUUUGUUUCUGUUUGCCAUGACCACCAAUAAGCUUGUGCUAGCAAAUCUUU
Molecule: messenger RNA, 1698 nt
Organism: Fragaria vesca subsp. vesca
Lineage: Eukaryota; Viridiplantae; Streptophyta; Magnoliopsida; Rosales; Rosaceae
Product: cytochrome P450 71A1-like
Exons: 2
Coding region: 38-1573 (511 amino acids)
Molecular function (GO): heme binding; iron ion binding; monooxygenase activity
Source: RefSeq, a predicted model, not a curated record